AUGUUUAUAUACUUCAAUUUAUUUCUUAUUGCUGUGUGGUGGAUACAAGGUAUAUCUGCUUUAAGAAUCGGAAGCAUCCAGAAUGCCCGUAUCAAGGUGCACAAAAGAGAAGUUCUACAAGAUUUGGUGUCGUGGGAUGAACACUCAAUUCUCGUUCGUGGUGAACGUAUUAUGAUAUAUUCCGGUGAAGUCCAUCCGUUUCGUAUUCCAUCUCCAGGAUUAUGGCUCGAUGUUUUUCAAAAAAUCAAAGCCAUGGGCUUCACUGGUGUAUCGUUCUAUACAUACUGGGGAUUACUUGAAGGCAACCCUGGGCAAGUAAUAACAGAUGGAGUAUUCAGCGUUGAUGAGUUUUUCGAUGCUGCCAUGCAAGCCGGAAUUUACUUGAUUGCUCGUCCUGGUCCAUACAUCAAUGCAGAAACAGCAGCUGGGGGAAUACCAGGCUGGGUACUGAGAAUCAAAGGAGUCAUAAGAUCCACUGAUCAGGAUUAUCUUGAUUCCACUCAAAACUAUGCUUCUACGAUUGGCAAAAUUCUAGCUAAAGCACAAAUCACAAAUGGCGGCCCGGUUAUCAUGGUCCAACCUGAGAAUGAAUUCGCGUCAUGGCCUGGUGUUACUAACUUUCCGAGUCAAAUGAAUAAAGAUUAUAUGUCAUUUGUGGAACAACAGCUCUUGGAUGCAGGUGUUGUAGUUCCUUUUGUUGUGAAUGACAAUUUGAAUAUUGGGAAUUUUGCACCAGGAAGUGGGCUCGGAGAGGUAGAUCUUUAUGGAAUUGAUGCUUAUCCUAUGCGUUAUGAUUGUGGCGAUCCAUAUAUUUGGCCAACUUACAGAUUUCCGAAGACUUGGGAGAUCAGCCAUGCGAAUUACAGUCCAUCGACACCCUUUACAAUCGGUGAAUUCCAGGGUGGAGGUGGAGAUGGAUGGGGUGGCGUUGGAGAAGAUCGAUGCGCAAUUCUCACCAACAAUGAUGCGAUCAAGGUGCAAUUCAAGAAUACUUACAGCUUUGGAGUCGCAAUAUUCAAUGUCUAUAUGAUAUACGGUGGUACCAACUGGGGAAAUCUUGGGUACCAUGGAGGAUACACCUCCUAUGAUUACGGAGCAUCAAUUACCGAAGAUCGUCAGGUCUGGCGCGAAAAGUACAGUGAAAUGAAAUUGGAAGCAAACUUCUUGAAAGCAUCCGCUGCUUACUUGACAGCUACGGCUGGACAUGGUGAAAAUGGUACUUUUGGAGUUCCGGCUGAAAUUGCUGUAACCCCAUUGUUUGGCGCUAUCAAAAAUGGCACUAGAACCAAUUUUUACGUGGUCCGGCAUGCAGAUUUCACGUCCCUCACAAGGACAUUGUAUAAGUUUACAGUUACUACAUCUCAUGGCAACAUUACAAUACCUCAGCUUGGUGGAUCGUUGGUCAUGAAUGGUCGAGACUCCAAGAUACACGUCACAGAUUAUGAUAUAGGAGGAAUAAACAUGAUCUAUUCGUCAGCCGAGGUUUUCUCAUGGGCCAAGGAUCACAAUAAUGGAAGAGUCUUGAUUCUCUAUGGUGGAGAUAAAGAUAAUAGCGAAGCUGCUUUUCCAGUCUCUCUUGGUGUGCCUGACGUUGUAGAAGGCCACGGCGUUGAUAUUCGAAAACUUGGUGGAGCUUGGGUACUUCAAUGGACUGUAAAUCAAGAGAGACGAGUUGUGCAAAUCGGAAAGUUAAAGAUUUAUUUAUUGUGGCGAAAUGAAGCAUACAAUUAUUGGUCUCUGGAGCUGGAAGCACCGGCACCAAUCGGCAACCAUACAUCUCCAUCUAAAUCAUCGAUUAUCGUCAAUGGUGGCUACCUCUUACGAACAGCUAGUAUUGAAGGAAAACAACUUAAACUUACGGGGGACAUAAAUGCGACGACUAGCUUUGAAAUCAUCUCCGCACCUACUGAAGUAAAUUCACUUCUUCUAAAUGGCAAACUACUUCAAAGCGGAAAGGCGAAGAACGGAAAUCUCCAAGCUCACAUAUCAUAUUCCCCUCCAUCCAUUAGUCUUCCCAAUUUCUCAACCCAACAAUGGCACUAUAUCGAUUCCCUCCCCGAACUUCAACCUCACUACGAUGAUUCUCUCUGGACACCAUUAGACCACACAAUUACAAACAACACCUUGAAUCUCACAACUCCCACGUCAAUGUACGCCAGCGAUUAUGGUUAUCACACCGGUUCCCUCAUCUACCGCGGUCAUUUUCUCUCCACCGGCAAUGAAACCACAUUUUUUAUCAACACAACGGGUGGCGCCGGGUUUGCUCAUUCCAUCUGGCUCAAUUCUACAUUUCUAGGCUCCUGGGUCGGCAGUGGUGGGAAUCAAACAUAUGCUCAAACAUUCCCACUUCCUUCCCUGAAGUCUGGAAAUCCUUGCGUCUUUACAGUAUUAAUAGAUCACAUGGGUCAAGAUGAGGAAGCCCCGGGAACUGACGCUAUUAAAUUUCCACGUGGAUUCCUCGAUUAUUCUCUGUCUUCACAUCCUCAAACCGAAAUUACCUGGAAAUUGACUGGAAACCUAGGUGGAGAACAGUUCAUCGAUAAAACACGAGGGCCUCGAAACGAAGGAGCGAUGUUCGCAGAGAGACAAGGAUACCAUCUACCAAAUCCGCCAAGUGAUGCGUGGGAAGUAAGAAAUCCAGUCAGCGACGGAAUAGACAGUGCUGGAGUGGGAUUUUUUACUACGAGGUUUGAAUUAAAUAUUCCAGAAGGGUGGGAUGUGCCGCUUGGAUUCGUUUUUAAUGGAACGGGGACGGGGAUGGCUGGCAAUUAUAGAGCUCAGCUUUUUGUUAAUGGGUGGCAAUUUGGAAAAUAUGUAAAUAACCUAGGCCCGCAAACACGCUUCCCGGUUCCUGAAGGAAUCCUUAAUCACCAGGGAACAAACACGGUAGCAUUAACUCUCUGGUCUUUGGAUAGUGAAGGAGCGAGUAUUGGUGGGUUUGAAUUGGUUCCUAAUGCAACUAUUCGGAGUGGAUAUCGAAAGCCGAAUUUAGUCGAGGGGAGUGGUUGGAGUAGGAGAGAGGGGUAUUAG
Botrytis deweyae is the source of this 3030-nucleotide messenger RNA. RefSeq lists its product as uncharacterized. Gene Ontology annotation, molecular function: beta-galactosidase activity. Gene Ontology annotation, cellular component: vacuole. The coding region runs from base 1 to 3030 and encodes 1009 amino acids. The transcript has 5 exons. Gene Ontology annotation, biological process: carbohydrate metabolic process. NCBI's taxonomy places the organism in Eukaryota, Fungi, Ascomycota, Leotiomycetes, Helotiales, Sclerotiniaceae. The record is from RefSeq and is a predicted model, not a curated record.